Molecule: messenger RNA, 1295 nt
Organism: Pongo pygmaeus (Bornean orangutan)
Lineage: Eukaryota; Metazoa; Chordata; Mammalia; Primates; Hominidae
Gene: WDR38
Product: WD repeat domain 38
Exons: 9
Coding region: 81-1037 (318 amino acids)
Cellular component (GO): nucleus
Molecular function (GO): protein binding
Source: RefSeq, a predicted model, not a curated record
UUUCCUCUGCCCAGUCCUGGGGUCCCGCGGCCGCCUAGGAGGGAGCCCGCCGGGGCAGGGCGGGGCGGGGCCGGGUGCCCAUGAACAGCGGGGUCCCGGCCACGCUGGCCGUGCGGAGAGUGAAAUUCUUCGGCCAGCAUGGCGGGGAGGUCAACUCUUCUGCCUUCUCCCCCGAUGGCCAGAUGCUGCUCACAGGCUCAGAGGAUGGCUGCGUGUAUGGCUGGGAGACCCGGAGUGGGCAGCUGCUGUGGAGGCUGGGUGGCCAUACAGCCACCCGCCCAGGCCCCGUGAAGUUCUGCCGCUUCUCCCCUGAUGGCCACCUCUUCGCCAGCGCCUCCUGUGACUACACUGUCCGCCUGUGGGAUGUGGCAAGAGCGAAGUGUCUGCGGGUCCUGAAGGGUCACCAACGGAGUGUGGAGACGGUCAGCUUCAGCCCUGACUCGAGACAGCUGGCAUCAGGUGGCUGGGACAAGCGGGUGAUGCUCUGGGAAGUGCAGUCCGGCCAGAUGCUGCGCCUCUUAGUCGGGCACCGCGACUCCGUCCAGAGCAGCGACUUCUCACCCACGGUGAACUGCCUGGCCACCGGCUCCUGGGACUCCACCAUACGCAUCUGGGACCUGCGGACGGGGACCCCAGCAGUCUCCCACCAGGCGCUAGAGGGACACAGUGGCAACAUCAGCUGCCUGUGCUAUUCAGCAUCUGGCCUCCUGGCAUCCGGCUCCUGGGACAAGACCAUCCACAUCUGGAAGCCCACAACCAGCAGCCUGCUUAUCCAACUGAAGGGCCACGUCACCUGGGUGAAGAGCAUAGCCUUCUCUCCCGAUGAGCUGUGGCUGGCCAGCGCCGGCUAUUCCCGCAUGGUCAAAGUCUGGGACUGCAACACAGGAAAGUGCCUUGAGACCCUGAAGGGAGUCCUGGAUGUGGCCCACACCUGUGCCUUCACCCCAGAUGGGAAAAUCUUAGUGUCUGGAGCUGCCGAUCAGACUAGAUGUCAAAUAUCCCGUACGUCCAAAUCACCCAGGGACCCUCAAACCUAACACCACCUCAGAUGGUGCCGACCUCACCCGCUCCCCUCAGUGGCGCACAGGCAUGCCGCUUCUCACCACAGGCGCGAAGUGACUGUGCCGGCAUCCAACAGAUCCCCAUGGCCAGGACUCUCCCAGCCCCCACCAGAGCAGACAACUGUGGUUUGCAGGAUGCUUGCUGGAACCCAUCAGACACCUGGUCCCCAAAACCAGACCCGCCCACCUCCACCCAAUCAGUGGAAAUGCCAGGAAACAAAGCAGUCUCAGCCA